Molecule: messenger RNA, 1026 nt
Organism: Adineta steineri
Lineage: Eukaryota; Metazoa; Rotifera; Eurotatoria; Adinetida; Adinetidae
Source: the annotation of a GenBank genome assembly
AUGGGUACACUAAUGGGUCAUAUUUUACCUGGCACAUUCUUCGCUAUAUUUGCCAUAUGGUGGGGUUUUUGUGUUGCCGUAAAACAUUUUCAUUCUCGUCAUUCAUCAAAAAAAAAUCGAAAACCAAAUCCAUAUCAAUCAUCAACAACAUUCGCAUGUUUAUGUUGUUCAUCAUCACUACGACAAAUUCCUCUUGAAUCUUAUGUAAAAUUAAUCUGUGUUAGUAUUGGUAUAUUAGGUGAAGCUGUAACUGGUUUAAAACAUCCAUAUGAUAGUACAUCACAAAAACGUGUUUGGACAUUUGUUGAAGUUAAUGCUCAACAUAUAACAAUGUUUUUUUCAUUUGGUUUUGCUUCAUUAAUUGAAAUACUUGUUCAUGCUAAAUAUGAUUUACCAAAAGGAAUUGAAUAUAUUGCAAAUAUUUUUGCAUUUAGUGUUGAAGGAUUUUUAUUUCAUUUUCAUCUUCAUGGUAGAAAUGAUAUUGAUAUUCAUGUUCAUACAUUACUGGUUUAUAAUAUAUCAUUUUGUGUUUUGGCUGGUAUAUGGGAAUUUAAUCGACCCAAUCAAAUUUUAGCUAGUUAUUGUAGAAUUGUUGCAACACUUUUACAAGGAGCUUGGUUUUAUGCAGCUGGUUUUAUUCUUUAUUUUCCAUCGGAUGAUCCUUAUUGGUUAUGGUCACCAAGUCAUGGACAUAUAUUAAUAAUAACUGUUUUAUUUAUUUGGCUUGGUUUAUUAGCGAGUAUAUUUGUUUUGAUUCAAUCAGCAAUUGUAUGGUCAAUUUUAAAACGACGUUAUCGAGAUUUUGAUCGUUAUAGUGUACUUAAUAAUGAUGAUGACGAUGAAGACGAGGAUGAUGAUGUAUUAGAUAAUAAUGGUGGAAUUAUAAAAUCAAAUAAUCAUAGAUUAAAACCAUUUAAAACAACAAGUAAUGGAAAUGCUACUAUCAAUUUAAAUGAACAUGAAAAUGAUGAUAGUGAUAGUCAAAUUGAAUUUGAACAAAGACAAAAAUAUUCAUCAAAAAUAUAA